GUAGGGGAGGCAAGUAGACUGGAGCUACUUGGACUGGUACAAACUGUUCACCCAUGCCAUAAUCACAGUACAGUGACUUGUGGAGUGGAAAUGAUCUAGUGACGUCUGAGUCCCUUACAUGCACCCUUGGGAGGGAGACAAGUCAAUAUCAAGCUGAUGCCGACCAUAAAUACAGAGCCUCCUGGCUGUUUCACAUAACACCCUGGGGAGAAUUGCAUGCAAUACAAUGCAGUGAGAAUCUUGCUGUGUGUUUUUCUUGGAUCACUGCACAACCUCACUCCUCCUGCAUGCUAGCUGGGAGCACCUGUAGCACUCCUCUGCAAGAUUCAAGGGACAGAAACUGCAAACACACCUACACAAAUCAGCUCAAGAUGGAAAAGUGCACAAGUCUGCUUCUGGUGUCUUUAAUACUGUGUGCCACAAUCUCACAGACAUUUGGAUUAGUUUUAUCAGGUAAAGAGAAGCGUGGCUGGACAUUGAACAGUGCAGGAUAUCUUUUAGGACCACGUCGUAUUGAUCAGCAUUUACUGGUUAAGGAAAUUCCCAUUGAAAUGGGGAGAGAAGAGUCACCUGGGGAAUAUGCAAUAGAUAAUCAUAGAUCAUUUAAUGACAAACAUGGAUUAGGUGGAAAACGUGAGCUACAGCCAGAAGAGGAUAUAAAGUCAGGAAAUUUUUAUAGAACUUUGUCCGACGAUAAUGUCCUGCGCACACUGGUUGAAUUUUUAACAUAUUUACAUCUUAAAGAGUCUGGAGCACUGGAUACCUUGUCUUCAACAAUGACCUCAGAAGAAACAACCCAAUCAUGAAAAAGAAAUUCUUUGUAUUUGACUGUAUAAUUCCAAAUUCAAUAAAUGUUUUCACUUAAUGUUCAUACAAUUUCAAAUAUAAAUAUAUCCCAAUAAUACUACAGUGUAUUUUUGCUUAAGUAAAAUUAAGCUACAAUAAAAAAUAGCAGCUGC
This is a messenger RNA of Rana temporaria (common frog), 959 nucleotides long. It is a transcript of the gene GAL, whose product is annotated as galanin and GMAP prepropeptide. The coding region runs from base 288 to 806 and encodes 172 amino acids. Gene Ontology annotation, cellular component: extracellular region. The transcript has 8 exons. The record is from RefSeq and is a predicted model, not a curated record. Gene Ontology annotation, molecular function: hormone activity. NCBI's taxonomy places the organism in Eukaryota, Metazoa, Chordata, Amphibia, Anura, Ranidae.